AUGUAUGGCGAGCAGGAUUGCAAUGGGAUGAACAGAGGCCUGCGUAUCCCACGGUGCUACUUCAAGGAAGCGAAUGUGCAGGUGUAUGAUCAUCUUCAAUUGCACGUUUUCGUCGAUGCAAGUGAAGUCGCUUUCUCCGCCGCAGCGUACUUCAGAGUGAUCAACACGGAGAGUAAAGUAGAGUGCUCGAUAGUCGCGGCCAAAACGAAGGUUGCACCGCUGAAGCCACUCUCGAUUCCUCGCAUGGAGCUACAAGCAGCAGUUCUGGGCAGCCGUUUAGUGUCGUUUGUUCAGGAGAAUCACAGCGUGCGUUUUCUGUGGAGUGAUUCCGCCACAGUGUUGGCCUGGUUAUGCGUCGAUCAUCGUCGGUACACGCAGUACGUAGCAUGCCGACUAAACCCUGCAGAUGCAGCAAUAAAGUGGGGUAAGAAUCCGUGCCCGGAAGCAACCGAUGAGUGGUUUAAAGGUCCUGAAUUUCUUCGGCUUCCCGAGGAGAAUUGGCCAAAGCAACCGAAACCUUCAAAGAUACUUGAAGAGGAACUGAGACCCUGCUUUCUGAUCCAGCGGUCAACUAUUCCGGAAGUUGUGAUAGAUUUUUCUAGAUUCUCUAAGUGGCGACGACAGCUAGGUGCAGUUGCAUAUGUACAUCGUUUCGUGGACAAUUGUAGGCGUAAAUGUCGAGGAGAGACGCCGGAAUUGCUGCAUCUUAGUCAAGCGGAACUGAAGAAGGCGAAGAACACGCUUGUGUGGAUUGCGCAAUGCUUGUAUCAGUUGGCACCAACAGUCGAUGAGUGUGGCGUGCUACGCGUCGGCGGAAGAAUUGGAGCUGCACCGCAUACAUCAUUCGAUGCUAGGUUCCCGGUGAUUCUCCCAAGAAAACAUCCGGUAACGACGCUGGUUGUAGAUGAUUUCCAUCGUACCUUUCGUCAUGGUAAUUCUGAAACGGUAGUGAACGAGAUUCGGCAGUUCUACAGCAUCUUCCUACUAAGGAGAGUGGUGAAGCAAGUUGCGACCGUCUGUCAGUGGUGCAAAGUGAAGAAGGCGACUCCGAAGGUUCCGCGAAUAGCGCCACUGCCUUUGGCCCGCUUGUCCUCAUUUACUCGACCAUUCACCUACACCGGUAUUGAUUUUUUCGAACCGUUGCUAGUGAAAGUAGGAAGGAGCUCGGUUAAACGCUGGAUCUGUCUGUUUACCUAUCUAACCACCCGUGCCGUCCAUGUGGAAGUUGCAUACAGUCUUUCCACACCGUCCUGUAUCAAAUGCAUCCGUCGCUUCAUCUGUCGCCGAGGAGCGCCGGGGCAAAUCUACUCCGACAAUGAUACCAACUUCCGAGAUGCCGAACGACUGCUGCGGAAAGAACUCGAGAACGUCUUUAUCCCACCAGCUGCACCUCAUAUGGGAGGCGCGUGGGAGAGGAUGGUGCGAUCCAUAAAGCCAGCCAUGGAAGCAGCCCACAACAACGACCGGAAACUGGACGAUGAAGGGCUGGUGACGCUAGCCGUGGAAGCCGAGGGUAUAGUGAACAGCCGGCCACCUACCUACCCCUAG
Messenger RNA from Topomyia yanbarensis, 1548 nucleotides. RefSeq lists its product as uncharacterized. The record is from RefSeq and is a predicted model, not a curated record. Lineage: Eukaryota; Metazoa; Arthropoda; Insecta; Diptera; Culicidae. The transcript is spliced from 5 exons. The coding region runs from base 1 to 1548 and encodes 515 amino acids. Gene Ontology annotation, molecular function: nucleic acid binding.